Molecule: messenger RNA, 396 nt
Organism: Guyanagaster necrorhizus
Lineage: Eukaryota; Fungi; Basidiomycota; Agaricomycetes; Agaricales; Physalacriaceae
Exons: 5
Coding region: 1-396 (131 amino acids)
Source: RefSeq, a predicted model, not a curated record
AUGUUCUUCGCGAGAAUCCUCACCUUCUUUUCUGUUACUGCGCUUCUCUCUGCUGCCCUUCCUUUGGUCCCCAGGGCCAAUGUUGGAGAAGGUACCUGGUACGAGCCGGGACUAGGAUCUUGUGGUAUAACCAACGUUGCCACGGACAUGAUUGUAGCGGUCUCGUACCUGCUGUACGACUCGUAUCCUGGUGCUACCGCGAAUCCCAACCUGAACCCGAUUUGCGGUAAGGAAUUGGUUGCGACCUACGGAGGAAAGUCGGUCACCGUUACCGUCACGGACAAAUGCAUGGGAUGUGCUGGGAAAUAUGAUCUGGACUUUACUCCCACUGCAUUCUCGAAACUUGCUAGUACCGACGUUGGGCGUCUCACCGGAGUCGAUUGGCAAUGGGCUUGA